Messenger RNA from Aspergillus calidoustus, 2253 nucleotides. The record is from the annotation of a GenBank genome assembly. Lineage: Eukaryota; Fungi; Ascomycota; Eurotiomycetes; Eurotiales; Aspergillaceae.
AUGGAGCCUUAUAGUGUGAACUCAUUUCGCGUGAAGCUAUCGGUAACGACUCCCAUUGAGCCCUCUUUCUUCUUCCAACUAACAUUCUACAGUGCUCGAGAUGCCGCGAAAGAAAGGUAUGCCGCACUGCAAGAUCGUCAAGAGUACGCUGACAUCGUCGAGCUGAAAUGCGACCGGGGAGAGCCCGACUGUGACCGAUGCCAGGCCAGCAACGUGCAGUGUCGGUAUCCCGAAAGAAGAAAGGCUCGUGGAGCACGACAAAAGACCGAGAUGGAUCGCCUUGGCCAUCGGCUUGAGGCUCUAGAGGAGCGUAUCGGGAAUAGUCAGAGUCAGAGUCUAACGCCACCUGCACUUGACACUCUUUCGAAACAGGCCAGCCCCCGCACGGAACCACCCCGUGUGAGCUCCGAGCCCGAAAACGCAACCAGCACAUGGAUCUACCGUCUUGUCAGCGGGGCAAAGGACAACAUUGAGGACCUCACAAACAAGGGUCAGCUGAUUUCUGACCCCCCAUCGCCGUGGGCGCAGUCCACCGUCAGUAAUGCCAUCAACCGACUCGACACGGCCUUGGUCCGCCUAGCAGCCCCGAGUGCACGGCCAGAGUCAAGUUCAAUGGACGCUGCAAAGGUUAACCUGUCGGCAAGCGAGAUAUCGCGGUAUCUGGAUACUUUCAUCGACAGCAUUGCGUGCUACUUGACCAUCUGCGAUUCAUUCAGGACCGUGGUCGAUUGGGAAUUGUUGAGAGCGAUGCCCCAUAUCAUCGAUUCGCCCUAUGCCCAAGUCGACCCUGCGAUGCGGAUCAUCUACUACAACGCCAUCCAGUUAGCACAGAGUAUGUGCACAGAGUCGGAGGUAAGGCUAGCGACGAGGACCUACUACAAAUGUCUCCAGCUCGUUCCUGCAUGGCUAGAAUCCGCCAAGGGAUCUCCUCUGGACCUUUUUGCGGCAAACUUGACUGCAUGGGCUGCGGUGAAUAGCUUCGACUAUCACCUAGCAUGGCAAUUCCACCGCGAGGCCUGUCGGUUCGGGGACAUGCUCGGAGUCCACGAUGUUGACUCGCCGGGGUCUGGUUCGCGGGAGGAGAAUGAGAAGGAGAACCUCCGCCAGCUACACUGGACUUUGGUGGAGACCGACUUCCUUUUCAGGCUCUGGUACGAAAAGCCCAGUGCUUUGAAAUGCCCGCCCAUGCAAGUCAGAUUUCCUUCGCAAAUCUCUCCACCGGCAGAGCAGCCGAAACGGGCCCGUUGUAUCAUCAUGAUUGUCUGGGCACGCGCAAUGUUCAUCUUGUCCGAGUUCUUCGAUACCACCAAGGGGUUGGCCAGCGAGAUGACAGACGAGGUUGAGAACAAGAUUGAUCUUUUCUGUAAGCAAAUCGAAGAGUUGCUCGACGAGUGGGAAUUGCUGUCCAUGGCGAGAUCACCUAAAACGGGACCCAUGGAGUCGUGGAUCUUCGCCGAUUCAGUCAUCGCCUUUUAUAGCUUCAUCAUCUUCAUGCGCCGCAGAGCGUGCUCCAAUGACCAGAUCGCACACCCACAGGCGAUCAAGGCUGCGAGGACUGUGAUCCAAGUCAUUCUCGAGUGGUCAGACAAGCCUCUCACGGGUGCUCACGAGGGGCUUCAGGGAUUCCACACGCACCUUGUCACUUUUUAUCCAUUCUGCGCCUUCUUCACCUUGUACUACCAUAUCUUGUCUGCCACCGAUCCGAGCGAGUACGAGGAGGACAUCGCUUCCCUUGAGGCGGCCGUAAGCGAGAUGAAGAAGAGGGCCUCUAUUCGGCCAGACUUUGUACCGCUUGUAGAUGCGAUGGGUGCACUGAAUGACAUUUCGCGGGCAGUGCACAGUACGCGAGACCCUCUGCUGGGCGUCAACCUCACAAUCUCCCAUUCGACGGGCCAGUACGAGAGACCGAAUCUCCCCGAACAGGGUCUCCAGCCAGCGACCAACGAAGUCGAUUUCUCGGCUACGCACUCUUUUGCCCCUUUUGGGCCGCUCCAGAACCUUUCGUCAGACUUUCCUCUCCAAGCAGACAACACGCUCGAUGAUCCUUUCGGGAUCCCCUUUCAGCUCCAGAACCAGAUUGCGCUUAAUGUGGGUCCUGCGCCUGGAAUCGAUCUCAACUCCACAAAUAUCGAUGGCACUCAAACCAUCUCACAGCCGGUAGAUGUUGUGCGCGCGUUUGAAAACGAGCUGAUCUGGCGCAACUGGCACGAGAGUUGGUGGAAUUCCCAAGGCACAAGCGGCGCGGCAGGCUGA